AUGAUUUAUCAGGUAAAUAGUAUUUUUCGUAAGCCUCAUGCAUUAAGACACUUAAUUCGCUACUUGCACAGCGAACAACCUUCCAGCGUUUUAUAUCCCCUGCCAAAAAGGAAGAUAUUAAAAGUGGCAGGCGAUGAUGCAAGCCGAUUCCUGCACGGCCUCAUCACCAACGACAUGGAACACUUGUCUGGCGCGACGUCUAUGUAUGCUAUGUUUUUGAACAACAAAGGCAGAGUAUUGUUUGAUACUCUGAUAUACAAGUGGCAAAACCAGCACUCGUUUAUGCUCGAGUGCGAUGAAAACGUUCUCGCGCAGCUCAAAAAACACCUCAAGAUCUACAAGCUUAGAAGUGCUGUUCAAAUAGAAGAUUUAAGUCAAGAUCUCAGAGUUUGGGCAUUAUUGCCAUCACCCGACCUAAUCCCAGAUUGCAAGUCAUUCACUGAAAACCAAAUUAAUAUUUACAAAGAUCCGCGUCUAGCAGACUUAGGAUACAGAGUUGUAUCCACAGCAUUACUAAAUGGAAGUCAAGUAGCAAAGCAAAUCAAUGAGAAUAUAGAAGUUGAGAGCUCAGAGGAAGGUUACCAAUACUUGCGAUAUAAAUUAGGAGUGAGUGAAGGGUGUCAUGACCUUCCGCCGGGCACUUGUUUCCCCCUGGAAGCCAACUGUGACUAUUUACAUGGAGUUAGUUUCCACAAGGGCUGUUACAUAGGGCAGGAACUCACUGCCCGAGUUCAUCACACAGGAGUAGUUCGGAAGAGAAUAAUGCCACUAAAAAUUACUAACCUAGGAAAUGAUGAAAUAGAAACAAAUACUAUUAUAAGAGCUGAAGGCAAACCUACAUCAAAUUUAGGCAAAUUUAAGAGUUAUAUUAAAGAUUAUGGUUUAGGGUUGGUGAGAAUCAAAGAAGCACUAGAUGCUAAAGUACUAAUAGUAGACAAGAGUACCAUGGAAGCUUUCAAACCUGCCUGGUGGCCUGUUGAAGCACCUAAAGAAAAAGCUACAACUUUGAAAACUGAAGAAUAAUUUAAUGUUCUAUAUAUAUUUUAUUUCAAGAUGAAAGAUGUUGUAAAUGGGAAAUAAAAAAUUAAAAACUUGUUGCAGAAAACUAUGGGAGACUCCAAAC
Molecule: messenger RNA, 1123 nt
Organism: Leguminivora glycinivorella
Lineage: Eukaryota; Metazoa; Arthropoda; Insecta; Lepidoptera; Tortricidae
Product: putative transferase CAF17 homolog, mitochondrial
Exons: 1
Coding region: 1-1023 (340 amino acids)
Cellular component (GO): mitochondrial matrix
Molecular function (GO): protein binding
Source: RefSeq, a predicted model, not a curated record